This is a messenger RNA of Vitis riparia (riverbank grape), 1247 nucleotides long. RefSeq names its product probable serine/threonine-protein kinase PBL25. Gene Ontology annotation, molecular function: ATP binding; protein kinase activity. Gene Ontology annotation, cellular component: plasma membrane. NCBI's taxonomy places the organism in Eukaryota, Viridiplantae, Streptophyta, Magnoliopsida, Vitales, Vitaceae. The record is from RefSeq and is a predicted model, not a curated record. The coding region runs from base 1 to 1218 and encodes 405 amino acids. Gene Ontology annotation, biological process: protein phosphorylation. The transcript is spliced from 6 exons.
AUGGGCAGCCACUUGAAGAAGGAGAAGGUGUUCAUCUAUGGCCAUGUAGACUGCAACAUUGCAGUGAUGAAAGGAAAAGAUGUUGCAACCUUAAUGGUACCAAAAGCUUCGGGGUGUUCACAAAUUCCCCCAAAAAUCACUAGAGUUGACGCUGCAAAUAUCAUCACACCAGAUCAACCCCAGACACAGCCAGAUGAUGAAGACCUAAAUGAUCUUCAAGAAGACUUAUGUCGGCCAGCACCAGCUCCUCAAAGUCCUUGCUGGUAUCCCCUUGCAUGGAGAACUGGUUUCCCUCGCUCUUUCACUCUCACUGAGCUUGAAGAGAUAACAAAUAGGUUUGGCGAUGAGAAUAUUGUUUUAGACCACGGGGACAUCAAACUUUACGACGGGAUCCUGCAGGAAACACCUGUUUUAGUCCAGCGUUUCUCUGGAAAUGAUCAAGGCAAGUUCUGGUCAGAAUUCAAGAUCCUCUCCCGUGUCCGCCAUCGCAAUAUCAUGAACCUUGUUGGAUACUGCUGCACUGGCUCUUGUUUGUUCUUGCUCUUCGACUACCCAUGUAUGGGUAGCCUUGAAGUGAACCUCCGACACAAUGCUGUUACUAGGAAGAAGAUGAUUUUGAAAUCAGGUUUCAUUAUGUAUGAAGUUGAAGAUAAGGCUGAGAACCUCUCAUGGAGAUUAAGGUGGUAUAUUGCUCAAGAAAUAGGAGUAACUUUGCGCUAUCUUCAUGAGGAAUGUGCUGAUGGACCCAUUGUACACCUGUCUGUUUGCUCCUCUAGUAUAGUAUUUUCUCACGGUUGCUCUACCAUGCUAUGCAACUUCUCAACGGCUAAGUUGCUCAAGGAUGAUACUCCCUUCAAUGAAGCUUCACAAGCAGAAUGCCCCAAGGUAGAGCAAGACGAGUACCUUUCUGCUGAUGUACACGAUUAUGGGGUGCUCCUCUUGGAGCUCAUAGCUGGAAAGAGUGCCAGUGACUUUGAGGCACAAGGCAGUGGACAGUCCUUGAUUGAUUGGGCACUGCCACUUCUGGAAAAUGAUUCCCUCGGUGAAGUGAUGGAUCCCAGAAUAGCGGAUACUGAUGAUGUUAGGCUGGUCCAUCAUAUGGCACGAGCUGCACUGUUCUGCCUGAAAAACGAUUCCGGUCGGAGGUUAUCUAUAAGUGAGGUGUUAGCAGUGGUUCGAGGUGAUAAAGGGUGGAUAUCUAAGUACCCACAUUGUUGAAAAGGGAUUGUAGAUUGGUGUGGUUUAUG